ACCUUGAGAAUAUAGGCGUUUCAGUUUGGUGAUUACAAGCUGGACCGCUGUGUUUUAUAGUGCUUUAUUCAUGUAGUUCUUACUAGAUAUUGCCACCUCAUUACGCGGCUCUCCCCUAGCUGAGCCGAGAGUAGUUUCGCGUGUUUGAUUUCUGUUCGUGGGGUCUGUUAUACAUUAACGUCACGUCCGUAGCAACGAGCAUAAGAUGGCAUGGUUUGGAGAAAGCUUUAGCAACAUCAAGGGACAACUUUCAAACAUUGCUAAAGAAGUGCUUGCAGAAGGAGCAGAUGAAGUGGAUGACCAGGAGACGCAGUUGAAGGUAGCCAAUGACAAGAUUAAAACAUUGGAGGCCUCCUGCACAUCUCACUGCGCUGAGAUAUCGCGCCUGGAGCAGAGGAACGGCGAGCUCGAGGAGCGCCUGAGCACCGCCGACCUCCAGCUGAGCAGCCUCUCGCAGCAGCACCGGCAGGAGAUCGUCAGCCGCGAGAGGGAGCUACUGAGCCUGCGCAACCAGCUGCGCGAUGUGGAGGAGGAGCGAUACCUGUCGGGGUCGGGGCGCACCACGCCGCCCGACCCCGACCCCUACCCGGACCCGUUCGGCGCGUCGUCCGAGCUGGACGACCUGCUGGGCGCCCAGCAGCGCGUCAACCAGCUGACGGCGCGCGUGGCCCAGCUGAGCAAGGAGCGCGACCAGCUGCUCAAACAGGCGGAGCCCGACCACCAUGGCGUUCCCGACCGCGGCCGGCUGCAGGCCAGAGUCCAGGAGCUGGAGGCGGAGCUGCAGCAGGCCGUGGACCGGCACCAGGAGCAGCUGUCGGCGCUGCAGGACAGCCACCAGCAGCAGCUGCAGCAGCUCAGGGCUUCGGCCGACACCGCAGGCUCGCGGCAGGGCGAUGACGAGGCGGUGCGUGACGCGCCCGACGGCGGUGCCACUCAGCCGGUGGCCGCCGGACCCGACGCGGACGCGGUCGGCGCCCGACUGAAGCAGCUGGCCACCGAGAACGAGGACCUGCUCACCAGUCUGCAGAAGAUCACUGCUGAGAGAGAGGCACUCAGUGCCAGCCUGCAGGAGCGGACGGCUGAGAACGACCAGCUGCUCAAAAGCCUGCAAGAUGUGUCUGCCGAGAGGGACAGCGUCAGCGCCAGGCUGCAGGAGCUGGUUGUCGAGAAGGACGAGCUGCUGGCCAGCCUCAAGGAACUCGACGUUCAAAACCAGGCGGCCAAUGACCAGGUGCAGCGGCUGCACGCUGAUGCGACGACACGGGCGGCCGCCGCCGACGAGCUGGGCCAGCAGCUGCUGAAGAGCCAGCAGGACGCCCGUCUGCUCGAGCAGGCCAGGGAUGAGCUGGUCCAGAAACUGAAGCUGCAGGGGAAGGAGGCUGCUUCCCUGACGUCAGUCAGAGAUGAGCUGCUGGAGAAACUGCGGCAGAAGGAGCAGGAAGCGGCGUCUCUUUUGUCAGCUAGAGAUGAGCUCCUGGAGAAAGUGCAGGAGAAAGAGUCGACGGCUGGCGAUGAGCUGCUACUUAAAUCACAAGAGUGGGAGAGGGAGGCGACUGCACUGGCGACAGCUAGAGAUGAGUUGCAACACAGGUUGCAAGAGAUGGAGCAAGAGGCUGCUUCCCUGACGUCAGCAAGAGAUGAGUUGCUGGAGAAACUGCAACAGAAGGAGCAAGAAACCACUUCUUUGCUGUCAGCAAACGAUAACCUUCAGGAGAAAGUGCGGGAGAAAGAGUCGACGGCUAGCGAUGAGCUGCUACUUAAAUCACAAGAGUGGGAGAGGGAGGCGACUACACUGGCGACAGCUAAAAAUGAGUUGCAAAACAGGCUGCAAGAGAUGGAGCAAGAGGCUGCUUCCCUGACAUCAGCAAGAGAUGAGCUGCUGAAGAAGCUGCAACUGAAAGAGCAGGAGACAUCUUCCCUGACAUCAGCAAGAGACGAGCUUGCAGAGAAACUGCAAGAGGAGUCAACAGGUGGUCAAGAGCUGCUCUUGAAGCUGCAGAAUUGGGAGAGAGAGGCGACCUCACUGACGGCGUUGAAAGACGAGCUGCGACAGCAACUGCUGGAGAAGGAGCUGGAGGCUACUUCUUUGAAAUCAGCGAGGGAUGAGCUGCAGGAGAAGCUGCGACAGAAGGAAGGAGAAGCUGCUUUGUUGGUAAAAGAGACAGAGUCGGCCACCAAAGAGGAAAUACAGCAGCAUUUGCUAGAUAAACAAAUGUUUGAAAAGGCCAAAUGCGAGCUGGAGCAAAAGAUUGCGGAGAGAGAUGCUGAAAUUAUCCGACUGACAGUAAGCAAAGAUUCAGUGACUGAGGCAUUACAAGAGCACGAGGCGGUAGCGGCAUUGAGAGAAGAACUGCUGCAGGCGAGGGAAGUAGAGGUGGCUACUUUGAAGGAAGCGGGAGAACAGGCCAUGCUGGAGCUGCGCGAAAAGAGUGCGGAGAAGGCUAAGCUCAUGACUGAAGUGGAUGAGCUGAAGAGGGCUCUGAAAUGUGCUGAGGAUGGUCAGAAGGCUACCGUUCUCAUUCUGAAGAAAUCGGAGGAUGCUUUGGAAAAAAUGAACGCACAGAACAUGGAGCUUCAAGCUCAAAAUGACACCCUUCAGACCAGUAUCAGCGAGAACGUGCAAAGUCAUAAAGCAGUGAAUGAAGAAAUGGCUGGCCUGAAGACGCGUUUAUCUAAAUUCGAAAACGAGGGAGUGGUCGUGAAAGAGAAUCUAUAUCAUUUAAGCGCAGCGCCCUCAGAACAGUCCCAGACAAUGAACGAUUCCUCGCAGGGCGGCCAGGAAGCGUUGCUUAGUCGGAUCGUGGACCUUGAAGCAAUGAACUUGGAACUGGAAGCCGAACUGUCCCGAAUAAAAACUGCUGACCUAAAUACUGCUGAUCACCACUUUUCGGCCGUCGAAGGACAGACGGAAAACGGCCAGCAUUUCUCGGGUAACGAGACCGCGAUCACCUCUCUCCAGAAUCUGCAGACACAGCUCGAGGCGGAACAGAGGCGCGCAGCCGAAGCCAGCGAGCGCUGCUCGGAGCUUCGGUCGCUGAACGACACGCUGCAGGACACGGUCAAAGGUCUGACCGAGCGAGUGGAGUCUCUGGAGUCGGAGAGGGACGAGCAGGAUGCGCAGCUGGACACGGCGGAGCCCGUUGCCGCCGAGAACCGGCAAAUUGCCAUUCGCCUGCUCGAAAUAAUGACGCUGUUCAACUCUGAGGAGAUAUACGCGUCCAACUCGUGCACGGCUGCGCUGCUCGACUCGUUGGAGACGAGUCUGAAGGAGCUACAGUGGAGCCUGCAGGAGACGGGCCGCCAGCUGGAGCAGGAGCGGCGCGGCCGGGUCCAGCUGCAGGAGCGGCUCCAGGAGCUGGAGCAGGAGCAGCUGCUGUGCUCCGGCUCGUCGGACAAACUGGAGACGAUCAGCGAGGACGCCGAGCGCGUGGCCGAGCUGGAGGAGGAGGUAACGCGACUCCGCCAGACGCCCGACCCGGCGCCGGACAGCGCCGACGCUAGGAGCCGCGAGCCCGACCCGGAGCUGGACCGGCUGGCGGCCGACAGGCACCUGCUCACCAGGCAGCUGGAGGAGACGCGGCUGGAGCGCGACGAGGCGGCGCAGCGGGCGCUGAUGCUGCAGGAGCAGCUGGACGCGGCUGACGGCCGCAACGAACAGGAAGAGCAGCUGCGGUACGAGAAGGAGGAGCUAGACAUCAAACUGCAGAUCCAAGACGCCGAACUUGCGGAGCUGAGAGUCAGGCUCAGGAAUGAGGAAAAGAGAGCGGCAGAAUGUGCUGAGGAAAUUGUAGAACUUUCAAAACUGCACGCCGAGCUCGCGGCGGUCCGUCUGGAAAGGGAAACUUUGUCAAGGAGAGUAAGCAUUAUGGAGAAAGAGAUGCAAGAGCAACAUGACAACGCAUUGUCAGAAAAGGACAAACUAAAUAUGUCCAUCCAAGAGUCGGAUAGGCGGAUGGAGAAGCUCAUAUUGCAGAUCGAAGAACAGAAGUCCAAGAACUCAGAAGUGAUACGUCAGUUCGAGAGUGUGCACCAAGAGCUGUCGAAGCACAAGGGGGAGCUGCUCACUUCGCAGGAGAAAUGUCGCCAGCUGGAGGCCGAACUGGAGACCUGCAGGCAGUCGUCGGAGCAGGCGGAUCUCAUCACCAAAGCGGAGGUUUCUCAAGCUGGAACCACUGAGGCGCCGGCAGACGCGUCGGACAAGGAGCGCCAAGACGUGGAUACCAAGGAGGUGGACGAGGUGGAGGCGGAGGCGGAGGCGUCGCCGGACCCCGGCCGCCUCUCGAGCCUGCUGGAGUCGGCCGACGAGCUGCGCCGCCAGCUGGACGAGCAGGCAGAGGCGCGUCGCCAGCUGGCCGCCGAGCGAGACGUGUGGCUCACCGAGCGGCACCAGCUGAUCACGGCGCUCAGCCAGAAGCACGCCGAGAGCCUGCAGUACCACGCUGAGAUCCAGCGGCUGCAGGCGGCGCAGGCCGGCGCCGAGCAGGCGCGCGCCGCCGAGCUGCGGGACAGCGCUGAGCGGCACGACCAGCUCACCGCCCAGCUGCAGCUGGUGGCCUCCGAGCUGGCGCAGACGCGCCGCGCUCGCGACGAGGCGCUGGCGCAGGCCUCGCAGCUGCGGCCGGCGCAGGACCAGCUGCUCAUCGAGUUGCAGGAGCGUAACGCGGCCAUCCAGGAUCUGCGGCAGCAGGCGGCGCAGCAGGAGGAGACCGAGCGGCGGCUGCAGGUCGAGCUGCGCCGACUGCGCGACCACCUGGUGGCCAUCGAGGAAAACUACACGCAGGAUGCGCUGAACGCCGAGCAGCGCGAGGCGGCGCUGCGCGAGCGACUCAGCAGCGAGCUGCACCUGACGGCGGAGAGUGAGGCUGCCUCGCAGCAGAUCGAGUCACUCCAGGAGCAGCUGACGGUGGUUUCCCACCAGCGUGAUGACGUCACUCUGCAGCUGGAUGACGUCACACACUCGCUGACGAACCUGCAGCGUGUGCUGGAGCAGUUCCAGCGCGACAAGCGGCGAGAGAUCGAGAUGGCCACCAGCGCCGCCCAGCGGGAGACGGCGCAACUGACACAGCACGUGGACGCGCUCAAGACCCAACUGAAGGAAGCCAGCGAGGGUCUGGCCGCAGCGAACCGGCUCAACGAGCAGCUAGAUCGCAAGGAGGAGCUGAUAGUGGCUCUGAAGGCGGACGUGGAAGCCAAGGUGGACGCCAUGGUACGUCUGCAGGCAGAGAUGGAGGAGCUCAAGGGCAACACGUCCGGAAAAGUUGACAAGUCGCUGGUCAAGAACCUGGUGGUGGGGUACGUAGCGGCGCCGGCCGGCCACGAGCGCGAGGUGCUGCGCGUCAUCGCCACCGUGCUCGACUUCUCGCGCGAGGAGCGCGCGCGCGCGCGGCUCGACCCGGCGCCGAGCGCGCCCGGCCCCGGCCCGGCCGGCGCGUCGCUCAGCCAGGCGUUCGUACGCUUCCUGGAGGCCGAGUCGACGCCGCGCCGGCCGGCCACGCUGCCCGCGGAGAAGAUGGCGCAGGAGGCGGUCCGGCGCACGGAGGCGCGCACGCACCGCUCCCAGGCGUCGCCGAUACCGGCGACCGCGGCGCGCACCACGCCGCCGCCGAGCCACUCGCGGCAAAGCUCGACCUCGUCCAACCUGCUGCUGUCGCUGUCGGAGCAGCAGCCGGCCGAGCCGGCCGCCAGCAGCAGCAGUGCCCUGCGCGCCAUCAUCGGAGACGGCGGCGGCGCGGAGCAGACAGACGUGCCGCGACCUGCCGAGCCGUGACAGGCGCAUCUGGGCCGCGCCGACGACAGCGCCAGAGCGGGCGGCAGCGGGCGGCGCAUCUGGCGUCGCUUGCCCGGGAAUUACGUGCGAUGAGAAUGCUUUAUAUGUAUGUCUUCGCGGAAUAAUACGCUGUUGACUAUAUGGUGCUCGCAAUGUUAUUUUUAUGAAAGUGAUAGCUGUAAUUGGUGAAAUAAAUUAUCCGAUGCAU
Pollicipes pollicipes is the source of this 5975-nucleotide messenger RNA. RefSeq names its product thyroid receptor-interacting protein 11. Gene Ontology annotation, cellular component: Golgi apparatus. NCBI's taxonomy places the organism in Eukaryota, Metazoa, Arthropoda, Thecostraca, Pollicipedomorpha, Pollicipedidae. Gene Ontology annotation, biological process: endoplasmic reticulum to Golgi vesicle-mediated transport; Golgi organization. Bases 206 to 5767 code for a protein of 1853 amino acids. The transcript is spliced from 14 exons. Gene Ontology annotation, molecular function: small GTPase binding. The record is from RefSeq and is a predicted model, not a curated record.